Messenger RNA from Spodoptera frugiperda (fall armyworm), 1308 nucleotides. It is a transcript of the gene Npc2a, whose product is annotated as ecdysteroid-regulated 16 kDa protein. The record is from RefSeq and is a predicted model, not a curated record. The coding region runs from base 113 to 553 and encodes 146 amino acids. The transcript has 4 exons. Gene Ontology annotation, molecular function: sterol binding. Gene Ontology annotation, biological process: intracellular cholesterol transport. NCBI's taxonomy places the organism in Eukaryota, Metazoa, Arthropoda, Insecta, Lepidoptera, Noctuidae.
GCAACAAAGGUCGGGCACAACAGCUCAUCCGUUCAGUCCGGUCAGUCUGUGGCGGUCGUGCGAGUCGAACACACGUUAGCGCGCGAUUUUAUCACAAAUUAAUUAAUUAAAAAUGUUGUUCUUCGUAGUAUUAACAGUGCUUGCUGCCAGUGCUAACGCCAAGUUCUACAGGGACUGUGGUUCUGCAGAGGCGACGGUACAGAAUGUGGAGGUGUCCGGCUGCGCGGAGGACGCCAAGGAGUGCAUACUCAAGAGGAACACUAACGCCACCUUCAGUAUCGAGUUCACACCUAUAAGUAACGUGAAAGAGGUACAGACAAUAGUCCACGGAGUGAUCAUGAACCUCCCGGUUCCGUUCCCUCUGCCUCAACCUGACGCCUGCAAGGACAACAACCUCACCUGCCCUCUACAGGCUGGUAAGCCAGUGAAGUACCACACCACGAUGCCUAUCCUCAAGUCAUACCCCAAAGUCAGGGUCGACGUGAAAUGGGAGCUUAAGGACGAAAACAGUGAAGAUCUUGUGUGCAUCCUGAUUCCCGCCAGGUUACAAUAAGGAACAAAUUAAAUAAAUAGCUGCAUCCCGAUUCCAGAAAAACCUAAUGCACCUAUAAUCUGUAUUUUUGUGUCAAAUCAAAUGCAAUUAGGUACCUAUCUAUAUCAGCUGAGCUGAUUGAAUUUGUGGUUUGAACAAAUACAGAUAAAAAAAGAAAACGUAAGAUAACUGUGAAAAAAAAAACAAAAAUAUGGCGGGAAUUUAUUAUUUCUGUCACUUUUGUAACUAAGUGUCGUCGAUGGAAUCGAGUGUGUGCGUGUCUCUUCUAAAUACUUAAUUUCAAUUUAUUUAUACAUUCCACGUUUUAUUAAUUUUCGAAUAAGUUAAUCUUAUUAUUCGAAUUUAUUCAAUUCAGGCUUGUUUCGUGUCAUGAGUAAAAUAUUAUUAUAUACCUUCCUACCGUAUUUACUUAUGUAUAACUCCAAUAAAUAUUUAAGUAAGUAUUAUAUAAAAGUGAGGCUAGUUGCUAAAGGCUGCGUUGAAUGACAAAUAUUUUUAAUUAAGUGUAUAAGUUACAUUAAAAUUUUGCUCUCUUCAAAAAUAUACUAACAAAAAUAUGUGACAUGUAUUUAACUAUGAGUUUAUUGUUGCUUCGUCACAAGCAAAAUUCAUAUGCUUGUAUAAAACCUAGUAAGAAGCUCGAGAUCUGUCUACUACCCAAUGUAAGAAAUUAUCUUAAUUUAUAAUGAAAAUGUUUUACAUUUAAACAUAGGUUUAGGAUUGUGGUUUUGUACAUUAUAAUAAUUAUUGAUUAG